GCGUGGCUGGUAUAAAAUGUUCCCUCACUCACCCGCACACUCGUUCGUUCACCGACUAUAUGCAUCCUUCGCUCAGGAAUUACUAUGCUCAACUGCACGUACCAAACCUCAUCACCUACCCAUCGACCGAUCAUACCUCCGGAGAAAAGUGAUCCGUAGCAACUGUGAGUUUUCCAGACAACAUCAGUCUCCGGAGUCGCUCAUAUUGGCGUAUCGGUAACGGACACAGCCUAAUCAGGUUUGUUCCAGCACACCAAGCGGUAGUGACGUAAUCAUGACGUUCCGGAUCAGGGACCAUCUGGCCUUGAGCAAUGUCUGUCUACGUCACCCAGAACCGGCAGACUUGACAUCCUGUAAGUGUAAAUGUCCGACGUUCUACCUCGUCUGGCGUAUAUUUUGGGCCAUUUACCACAGUAGCUGGCUGAUAGCUAACCUCGUUAAUGCCUCACAGAGAGGUGGUGGUGAGGGGGUCAGCAAAUGGUUUAUCUACCUCAGCAACUGGAUGUACCUUGUGCUCACUCUGCAUUCCUUACUAGACGCCGUUCUUGUCUUCAGGGCGAACUGCGCCAAGAGGGUAGCUCUCUCUCGAGACUCCCGUCUGCCGUGGUAUCUACAACUGAGCUGGUUGCUGUAUAAUCUGAUGGUUACCGGGGGAAUCAUGAUCUGUCUCUGGUACUGGAGCAUGGUGCAUCGUGGAAGAGAGAUAACUGCGAUACGCUUCAACACGCACGCAGUUGCUGCCCUUUACGUUCUCCUCAACAUAAUUGUGACCAAACACCCAAUGCGGCUGCUGCACUUUGUGUACCCUGUGACCUUCGGCCUCCUGUACACAGGCUUCAGCGUCAUCUACUACGCCGCUGGCGGGACCACCUACUCCGGGAAGACAAGGAUCUACUCAGUUCUGGACUGGAACAAGCCUGGAAGGACUAUGGCCAUCUCGUCUCUGAGUAACUUCAUCUUCAUCCCCAUCGUGCAUGUGUCGCUGUGGGCGCUCAGUUUGCUACUGCAGAGGGCUCAUGAGAGACUCAGGAACCGAAACCUCGUCUACGAUAACGGGUUGACAUUUUCUCAGAAGAUUGACGAUGUUGGAAGUGAUGACGAUAUUGAGAAAAGCUAAACGAUGUCAUAAAUAAUGUGUUUCUUUACAAAGACAAAUUUAUACGUGUCUCUUCCGCACUCUUCCUCGGUGUCAAAAUGCAAGAGCAGCGGUACCUGAAAGCUUCCCAAAGACAAUGGUUUGACCUCUGCCUUCAAAGUUGACGGUAUCGGUUCUGCUAAUGACGUUUAAAGAAAAGAACCAGUUGUGCAUGUCUAUAUUGCUUUAAGCUUACAUUCGCUAAAUGUGUCCUUUUGUCCCUUUAAAGUUUCAGGUGAAGAGAUUUGGAGACUGGGCCAAUGGUCUACGAGGUUUACUGUGGACAUUAAGGAUACCGAUAAUAAUGAUGGUACGAAAAAAAGAUAACUUACGUAUACCUAUAUUGUGUAUAGACCAUAGUAUGUUAUAUUGUCAUUAUUUGUCUCUCCAAAAUCCUGUUUGAGCAUGAAAUGAGAAACCUCAAAACUGGUAUAUGUCAGAGAUGUUUGACUUCGGGCCGAAAAAGGAUUGGCCCCACUGGAGUGGAUGCAGCUGCUUUCACUGAGUAAACUCUCACUGAUGUGUGCACGACACCGUGCUCUUGUACAGAUGUGAUUUAUUGGACACUAAUGGUUAUAAUGUCCAGAACUAGGCCAAUGCCAUAGCUCUUCUGCUUAGAGGAUGUUAAUAUCGUUUGUGAUGAAGACAUCGAGGAGAGACAACUCAUGAUUUUUAACAUCUUACUUUAUUGAUGAAUCGCUCUCACUGCUAGAAUCUUUGUUGCUGGGAAAUGAACAUUCGAGGGGAAAGAUAACUUUCGGUCACCAUGAAGAACUUUUUGGUGCAUGUUAUUUUCUUUAUGUUAGAUUCCUGUUAAAAACCAUGUUCAACCCUAUCUGUUUACACCUGUACAAUUAAUGUAUUGAACCUAUGAAUUACAUGUUUUGAAUGACAACAUCAUUCUUAAAGUUAGCAUUUCUCCCUAGAAAAAAACAUUCUAAGAAAAGAACGGAUCUUCUCACCAAUGCAAAUGAAGACGGUUCAGAAAUCUCAACCAGAGAACUGCUCUUUAAUAGCGAACGGAUAGUGCCAAGAUGCGUACAAGUUUGCUUCAAAUCUGAGUGAGGUCCCGACCUGUCUUGUACUUCCUACGAUGUUUUAAACGUCACUCAAUCUUGUCUUGGCGGUGCUUCUUGUCGUAAUUUGAUAAGUACAAAACAGACAGCGGAACGUUGCUUCACACAGAUGUAUUUUUUCCUGACAAUUAGAUUAACUAUAUGACAGGUAACUUUACGAAAUACUAUUAGUAGAUUACUACAACAAAGUGCAUUCUUACAAGUCAUUAUCAUUUUGAUAUUACUACGUAAUAAACGUGGUGUUUUACUUGUUCGAGGCCUACCUCAGUAACUAAGGAACAAAUUAGUGUGCCGUUUAUUUUAUUUAUUGUGUUCUGUUUGUUUUAUUUAUAACAAAACAACCUCAACGGAUGCAAUGUGUUUGCACUGCACUUCACUUUUGUCGUUUUGUUUUCCCCAAUCAUCAUAACAAGUUUUGCAAACAGCCCAAGGAAAAGAAUGACAAAAGAUUGCCCUUUGUGGAAUCUGCAGUGAUAAAGUAGAAAAGGCUGGGUUUGCGUUAGAUUGUUUGAAAGUGCCAUACUGUAGAACACAACAUUUGGCAGCACUUUUAUUGCAUUUAUUUAUGUGACAAAUUUUACCCACUUUUUUUCAAUUUAUUGUAUUUUUUAAAGAGAAAACGGAGGAGAAAGAAGGUUUCAUGCUUCAUUCUUAUUAUGUUAUUACCUGUUAUAAAUUAUCAUGGGCUUUUUGAAAGUCAGGUACUCACUCGUCCAAGCCUUUAAAAAUCCUUAGGAAAACUUAGUAAUUGAAAUCGAGACAAAGACAAUAAUAAAGAAUAUGUGGAAGGUCAUAGAUUUAGA
This is a messenger RNA of Aplysia californica (California sea hare), 3014 nucleotides long. RefSeq names its product protein rolling stone. The record is from RefSeq and is a predicted model, not a curated record. The coding region runs from base 275 to 1117 and encodes 280 amino acids. NCBI's taxonomy places the organism in Eukaryota, Metazoa, Mollusca, Gastropoda, Aplysiida, Aplysiidae. The transcript is spliced from 5 exons. Gene Ontology annotation, cellular component: membrane.